Messenger RNA from Onthophagus taurus, 1094 nucleotides. RefSeq lists its product as uncharacterized. The record is from RefSeq and is a predicted model, not a curated record. Lineage: Eukaryota; Metazoa; Arthropoda; Insecta; Coleoptera; Scarabaeidae. Gene Ontology annotation, cellular component: nucleus.
GCCUUAAAAAUAAUAAAAACAGGUCAUCACAAAAACUGUUAGGUUAUGUUCAACGUUAUUGUGUUUUUUUAGUAAAAUGUCUUUGGUAGCUUACGAUAAUAGUGAUUCCGACGGCGAAGAAUCAGAACAUGAAGUUCGAGAAAACGGAAAAGUUAUUAUCCCAGAGAAAGGUUUAUUUACGAGUUUACCACAGCCAAACGUACAAAAUAAUACAGAUGAAGUUACAGAAGAGGAGGACGAGUUCUUAAAAAAGAAGGAAGUUGGAAUGGAUAAACCACCCAAACAAAAAAUCAAGAUCACUGUACCAUUACCAUCAGAUUUUUCCGAUGAAGAGGAUGAAGGUGGAAAUUUGAAAAAGAAACAAAAAACUUUAUCAAAAUCAUCAGGAUUGUUUGCAAUAUUACCUCCACCAAAAACACAACCAAUAACAACAAAACAUUUUGUACCAAAUUCAGUAAAACGGAACCUAACACCAAAAAAUGCAACCCAAAACAUUAAAAAUCCAAAAAUAAAUAAAGCACCACCAACUAAACCAAAAAAAGAAAUUGUACCCGAAGAACUUGAAAGUGAUGAUGAAGAUCUUAAAGAUAUCCCAGAUACAUUUGAUGAGGAAACAUGGCAAAAAGUUUGUGGGAAAGUUAAAAAGCCAAUUAAACCGAUUAUUGAAGUUGUGUCAGAACCUGGUAAUGAGGCGGUUAUUGAAAUUGCACCUGAACCAGUAAAAUCUUAUCAAGGAUUGGAUAAUAAAGCUUUCAAAGAACUUAUGGGGGCUAAUCAUAAAAGAAAAGGUCAACAACAAAAUAUCAAUAUUGUUGAUAUCAAUGAAGAAGAAAUACUACCUGAUAAAGAUGUUUGGAUGACAAAGGCGUUAACCGAUCCGGAACUUAGCGCUAAAUAUGUCGUGAAAGAUCCUGUAAAUGAUACAUGCAAAAGGAAACAUCAUAUUACGUAUUUAGCCCAACAGGCGAAAGCCAACGAGCAAGAAUUGCAGAAUCAAUGGGCUUCGAACAGAUUUACUCGGCAGAAAACGCAGGCGAAAUAUGGAUUUUGAGAUAUUAAAUAAUAAGAUUAGUUAAUAAAAUUUUUAAAUAAAA